Messenger RNA from Austrofundulus limnaeus, 2388 nucleotides. RefSeq names its product hedgehog acyltransferase (gene hhat). The record is from RefSeq and is a predicted model, not a curated record. The transcript has 12 exons. The coding region runs from base 127 to 1632 and encodes 501 amino acids. Gene Ontology annotation, molecular function: palmitoyltransferase activity. Gene Ontology annotation, biological process: protein palmitoylation. NCBI's taxonomy places the organism in Eukaryota, Metazoa, Chordata, Actinopteri, Cyprinodontiformes, Rivulidae. Gene Ontology annotation, cellular component: endoplasmic reticulum.
GUAGAGGAAGAAGUUUCUCUGAAUGAUGGCAGGAUCUCUGUGGCUGCAGCACGUCAAUUAAAAGCUCUCUAAUGAACACCAGCCCGUUAUUUUAAGAAACAUUUUAGCAGAGAUCAACGUCUCCUGAUGACUUUCGAUUCGGAGCCUCGGUUGUCCCCACUGCCGUGGACAGAAGUUCUGGUGUACUGGGUACUCUCCUUUGGUUCCCAUCUUUACUCUUUUUAUAAACUGCACACAUUCUCCAAAGAGCAUGAAGUUGGAUUAGCGAGAGAAUUCCACUUGGAAAAUGGUAUAUUUAAAGGUUUUAAAAGGGAUCCUUUAGACUUCGAGUGGAGUUUCUGGACUGAAUGGGCCAAAAAGUCUUUACUGUGGACUCUGAUUGGUCACGGCAUUUUAUCAAGGUUAACCACCAUCUUUAACCCCAAGCUCAAGGUGCCUGCACUUACACUAUAUGGCUUCUUAGCAGCCAGCGGCGUGCUGGGGAUUAAAGGUGUGAGUGUUCUGCUUGUACAUCUGGGUGUUUCCUUCUCAGUGGCCCAGCUGCGAAAGCCCGCUCUGUCGUGGGUUUUUAAUCUUUUGAUGCUUUCCACACUUCACGUUCAGUCACUUCAAGACAUCCAGAGAGGUUGGUAUAGCACAGAGGAGGAGUAUUACCUGCUGCUCUUCAGCGUAGCUGUGUGUGGCCUGCGAUUCAUCAGCUUCAGCCUGGAGCACUGCUGGAGCCCUUUAGAUCGGAGUGGACUCGUGGAGCUCUUUUGGCUGUUUUCGUACACCUUCUAUCAUCCCUUCUUCUACAAUGGACCCAUUAUCACCUUCAAAGCCUACACAGAGCAGAUGCGGAGGUCUACUGAAGAGAGCAACAGAAAUGAAUCUGCUCUCAGCUUCUUGUUACUCAGAUCAGGACGUAUUUUACUUUGGUGGUGUCUGGCAGAAUAUAUGAUCCAUGUCAUGUACAUGCACUCCAUCCAGUCUAAUGAGACUUACAUAGAAAUACUCCCUCCAUGGGCUUUGGGUGGUCUCGCUCUGGCCCUUGUUCAGUUCUUCUAUGUGAAGUAUCUGGUUCUGUUUGGACUUCCAUGCUCGCUUGCUGCUUUGGAUGAACUGGUUCCCCCAAACCUUCCUUGUUGCGUCAGCAUCAUGUACAGUUUCACCGGGAUGUGGAGGCACUUUGAUGAGGGGCUGUAUCGAUGGCUCAUCAGAUACAUCUACGUCCCAUUGGGCGGCUCACGACACGGCCCCCUUUGCAAAGUCUUAUCCACGGGCCUCGCCUUUGGAUUUGUCUGCUUCUGGCACGGCGGUCACGACUACUUACGGUACUGGGCUCUGAUGAACUGGGCCGGAGUUCUGGCUGAAAAUGGACUGUCGUCCCUCUUUGCCUCAUCCCGCGUUCGCUCCGUAGUUGAGCAGAAUUUCUCCACGGCAAUGCAAAGGCGCCUCAUCGCCCUCCUCUCUGCCUUCUCAACUGCCAUGCUCAUACUGUCUAAUCUGGUGUUCCUUGGUGGUAUACAUGUUGGCAGAAUCUUCUGGAAGCGUGUCUUUGUUCAAGGUUGGUCUACAAUCGCCCCUCCGAUGCUCGCCUUCCUCUACUGCUUUGCUCAGAUUGGACUCGAGUGGACUUCUCACCCGCCAUGAGUCACCUUGACUUUGUGCCGGAGUGAGAAUCCCUGCUACCGGACACCCGGAGCAACCGGCUGGCUCCAGCGCCUCGUCCUCACCAGCCGGAGCCUCCGUGGCCAACCUGGCUUCCGGCCACCAAAACGUGUCCGAAACUGUGGCUGAAGCUCAGCCGUUCUCCACAACCUGCAGGACUAACAACAAAACCUGUCUGCAAGCUGGAGCUCAGGGAGGAUGUUCUUCUUGUACUUUCCAGGAACUAAAAUGAGAACUGCUGCGUUUCAUUUUAUAGCAGUCUCGAGUACGCACAUCAAAUGAUUUUUUUUAUUCUAAGAAACCGUAAAAGAAAAUGUGGGCCUUGAGUCUGUUUUGCUUGUAUGAUUCUGAUAACAAAUUGCUCAGUGGUGCGGUAAACUAGAUAAAUUUCAUGUUUUCUGCCCACUUUUUAGCUUUCCACCAAAGCUGUUGCACAUUUAGAGGCAGACUGUGGGACAGAACAGCAGAAAUCUCUUAUUUCCAUUCGGUUUAGCAGAACUACACAAAUAAAAGCACACGAUUGAAAAUAAAGGAUGGAAAAAUCUGAAAUAAAAGAAACUAUAGGUCCCUGUUUUGCUGUUGAAAAUAAAGCAUUUCAUUAAACUUGUUUUCAAACUUUUUCAUUUCUAGAGAACUUUCUGUCAUUGUGUGUUUAUCAGACUGGAGCAUGAAAAUCAAAGUGACAUUAUAAACUUUCACAUCUGUCUCUAAUAAAUAUAAAAAGAAGUCUUGAUUUAA